AUGCCUGACAUCACGACACUACCCAUUUAUCCGCCCGCCCAGGAACGGGAUCUGGGCGACGACGCUAUCCCAAGCCAUCCGCUGGGUGUCAAACCCAGUGGAAAUGCAUUGUUGGCCACCUACAAUCUCCGCGAUGCGAUUGGACAGUUUCGACGCUUACCGGACGAGUUGAUCAUCUUGCUGUUGGAGAGCUUCAGCGGUACCGAUCUACUGCGCAUCGGGCGAACGUGCAAGGCCUUCUAUGCAUUUACACGUGCCGAGGAAUUGUGGAAGGCCCUUUUUGUUGAAUCACACUUGGAGGGAUUUACAUGGCGAGGAACAUGGCGAUCAACUUAUCUUAACCUGCCACCCUCCAAAGUCCCCAUGGUGGACUGUUCCCAUCUUUAUUCCGAUGUGCUCUAUCGUCCCUUCAACUGCGCACACAUUGCGCUAGAUCCCUAUGUCCGUAACAUUCCCGUACGGAAUCAGAUCCCACGAUUGUCUGAUCUAUCACCCGAGGAUUUUGAUGCCGAUUGGGCAGACCGGCCCUUUAUCCUGACGGAGCCAGUUAAGGCCUGGCCGGUCUACAAGAACUGGUCGGUCGGCACACUGCUCUCUCGGUAUGGACAGGAGAAAUUCCGGGCGGAGGCUGUGGACUGGCCAUUGCGCACCUAUGGCGAUUACAUGGCCGACAAUGCGGAUGAGAGCCCGCUUUACUUAUUCGAUCGCGCGUUCGUGCCGAAGAUGGGCCUGACAGUAGGCCAGCCCGACCAGACCCCUGAUGCCUCAUACUGGCCGCCGGCAUGCUUUGCGGAAGACCUUUUUUCGGUGGUGGGGAGCGACCGGCCGGACCACCAGUGGCUGAUCGUGGGACCCGAACGCUCGGGCAGCAAAUUCCACAAGGAUCCUAACGCAACCAGUGCGUGGAACGCGGUGCUGCGCGGGCCGAAAUACUGGAUUAUGUUCCCAUCGGGUGAUACGCGACCGCCGCCCCCGGGUGUUUUCGUGUCGGAUGACCAAAGUGAGGUCACUUCUCCGCUCAGCAUCGCCGAGUGGCUUCUCAACUUCCAUGCUGAAGCUCGUCGAAAGCCGGGCUGUAUGGAGGGCAUCUGUGGAGAAGGCGAGAUAUUGCAUGUCCCGUCGGGCUGGUGGCAUCUGGUGGUGAACCUGGAGGCCUCGAUUGCCAUUACCCAAAAUUUCAUUCCCCGGGCCCAUCUUGGGGCUGCCUUGGACUUCAUGUUGAACAAGGCGGACCAGGUGUCGGGAUUCAGGAAGAACGUGCAGAAUCCAUAUGAAAGGUUUGUCGACGGCAUGCGUGAGACAUAUCCCAACCUUCUGGAGCAAGCGGAAGAGCUACGGAAGAAGGCAGAAGGCAAAAAGCGGAAAUGGGAGGAUAUUGUCCGUGGAAAAGCAGAAGGGGAGGCUGGGGAUGAAGCCCCAGAGGGAGGCUUCAGCUUUGGCUUUGGAAAUGAUGAUAGUGAUGUUGAAGUCCCAUGA
This is a messenger RNA of Penicillium macrosclerotiorum, 1476 nucleotides long. RefSeq names its product putative F-box and JmjC domain protein. The record is from RefSeq and is a predicted model, not a curated record. Lineage: Eukaryota; Fungi; Ascomycota; Eurotiomycetes; Eurotiales; Aspergillaceae. Gene Ontology annotation, cellular component: nucleus. Bases 1 to 1476 code for a protein of 491 amino acids. The transcript is spliced from 2 exons. Gene Ontology annotation, molecular function: cis-regulatory region sequence-specific DNA binding; protein binding.